AUGAUAAAUUAUCAACAAAAAAAAUAAAGAGAUGAGGCUGAAUGUUAUUGAUCAGUGAUCAGUUUGUAUGAGCAGAUAUCUCUGAAGCUGUUUCCAGGGUGACUCCUGAAAGCUGCAGACUUUAUUUGGCUUCCUGUGAACCAGUCUGAGCCCAAACGCUGCAAGAAAAACAAACAGGAAGCCACCAUCAGUGGAGCAGGAGGAGGAGCAGGAGCAGGAGGAGACCUCUGACCACACCUCCUCUGCCUCUGGCAGCUGUCUGCCCUCCUCAGCCCGUCAGUCGUCUGUCAGCUCACCGGGGAGAAAAUCAAUGAUUUAGCAGAAGUUUGUCUUCAGCUGGAAGGUUUCUUACAGGCGGGCAGCAGACUGAGGUCAAAGUUUCCUGGAUUCUGACGUUUUUUUGCAGUGAGCGACGCCAUCAGCCGACCGUCCCUCCAGGAUGAGCGCCGAGCCUCCGCCGUACCGUCCUCACUUCCCUGAGGGCCCCUCGGCCCCCGCCUUCUCUCCAGCUCUCGCCUGUCAGCCUGGCUUCUUCCCCAACUCUCCGUACCAGACCUUCCCUCAGUCCUAUUACCAUGAACAUCCAGGUUACAUGGCUCCGAUGACCCCACAGAGCACCUUUGGGACCCAGUCGGCCUACCAGGGCAGGCUCGACGGGCCCCCAGGGGCCUCGUACCCACCAAAACACGCAGUUUACGUGGUGGAUCAGCAGCAGGAUCAGGGCGGCGGCAGGAAGUCGUGUCUGGCGGCGUGCUCGACUCUCCUGUGCUGCUGCUGCCUCUGGGACCUGCUGACUCGGCACCUCUGCUGACCUCUGACCUCCUGUCACACAGCAGGCUGUGGACCUGUACAGGUGUACACGCCUCUCCACCUGUGUAACUGGGAUAGGCUCCGCCCCCUGUGACCCUAAUAAAGAUAAGAGGAUGGAUGGAAGUUUGUUCAGUGUUCGAUGAUGAACUCUUUCUCUUGACUUCUGAAAUGAUUAAAAUACAAAUAUUCGUGUUUUUGUUUUUUAUUUUAAUUCUUCAGUAAAAAUCAAAAUAUUUGCUGUUUGUUUGUUUUAAGAUGUUAAUGUACAAAUUGACUGAACUCCAGAAACUCAGUUUGAUGUUUGCAUCAGUAGAACUGCUCCAGCUUAAUGACACACUUCAUCUGCUCUCUGUUAAAUAAACUUUUUCAGACACAUUAAUGCGUCUUUGUUUGUCUCUGCAGGGUUUUUAUUUCAUGUGUUUAACAGAAGCCACUCAGCUUAAAUAACUGAUAAGGUUUGAACUUUGAUUCUAGGACCACAAACACGAGGUAAAAACUCUUUAUUUUAUACAUGAAGUAUGUGAUGGUGUUUACAGGACUCCUCUGAUUGGUUUAGCCUGCUGUCAGUCUUCUGCCUGCCGCAGACAGAUCCAAAGUUUUACUGCUGUGAUGCUCACGUUUGAGACUUAAAGCUGAUAGGAAAUAAUAAAAGCCGAGUGAUGAAUUCAACAUUCAGAGAGUUUGAAGUAAUAGCAGUAAUGAAAGAUUUAUGAUUAUUACAUCGUCUCAGUGCGACAUCAUGCAGAGGAAAAAGUUGUUUGAUCUUUUAUGACGGCUCUUAUUUUCCAUCUGUUCAGUUAAUAUUAUUUCGUCAGCUCUAUGUUGAUGCACUGACCAUUGCUUACUUCUAAUAGUCACUUUAUAAAUGACAUUUUAUUCAUUUAAAAACAUUUUAAUUACAGUGAAGAACAUUAGUCAUGUUGACCUGUGAAUGUUUUUUCUGUGUUGAUUUUGUUCAUUUUUUAAAAUCAUGCAUGAACUCAGACUUUGUUCCAUCUUAGAAAACAAAACAAAACAAUAAUAUGAAUCCAUCACCUUCAAAUAAGGAAUGACUACAAGACAUUUUCAUUUCACCGUGUGUUAUACAUGUAUAACUAUGCAUGUGACAAAUAAAAAACCUUGAACAUUUUUCAGGGUCAGAAAUUCAUUUUUAUUUUUUCACACUGACUUUGUGGAAAACUUCAUUUGUUUCACAGCUCAGUAGAAGAACCUGAUAAACUAAAAUAAAAUGUAGAAACAUCAUUUGUUGGGUGGUUAAACCAAUACGUCCUCCUCUGAUUGGUCCAGCUUGGCCUG
Haplochromis burtoni (Burton's mouthbrooder) is the source of this 2106-nucleotide messenger RNA. Its product is annotated as cysteine-rich and transmembrane domain-containing protein 1. NCBI's taxonomy places the organism in Eukaryota, Metazoa, Chordata, Actinopteri, Cichliformes, Cichlidae. The record is from RefSeq and is a predicted model, not a curated record. The transcript has 7 exons. Gene Ontology annotation, cellular component: extracellular exosome. Bases 440 to 811 code for a protein of 123 amino acids.